AUGUUGUCUACUGGGCCUCAGUCCAAUCUCUCCAUACCGUCUGAUGUGCUACCGUCCUCGGACAAUAACGACAUUCUAGCCCCCUAUAGGGCUCUACCCAUGGACCUGGCCUCCAUCGAUAAGGCUUUCGAUAGACAUCAGAUCGCACUUAAUGAGCUGAAACGAAGUGUGUGGAAGUUUCUCGGUUACCGAAGACCACGGCGCCUGGCACUAGCUCAGCGAAUCGAGACGGGUCUGACCAUCCUAGGGGGUAUGACGAUGAACAAGGACGAGUUGGUGAUGCUUCAUCGAGUCUCGGCUGAGGUGGGCGGCGAGGAGGAGGGGAGCCACUGUCAGAUAGCGACGAUCGACUGCACUAAAACGCCUCUGCAAAUCUCACCGGUAUAUACCAAAGACGAUACUGAUCUUGAAGAUAUCAGUACUGACUCUAAAGGGCGUAUUUACUUCCUUAGCAAAGACCAUAUUUAUCGUCUGAAUGGUGAACAUGAACCGGUGGAAAUAGUGACAAAUGUUGCGGAUUUGGUGCCCGCCUACAGUCUGGACUACAUCGAGUGCUACGACGGAUACAUCUAUGUCUAUGAACACGUGGAGCAACUGCUAUUAAGAGUGCCUGAGGAAGGGGGUGCUUGUGAGAAGGUCUUCGACUUCGACGAUGCGUGGAAAAUCAGCGCGUUCGACGUCCGAGUUCGCAACGGAGGAGCAGAGAUGCUCAGCUGUAGCAAUGAUAGCAACACUUGUAUACAGUGGAGACGAGCGAAAGAAGAUUCUCCUCGGGCCAUACAAGUGGCUUGUGCGACUCGGUGUCGCUUUCUAGACCACCCUAAAGGAGAUCUGGCCGUUGUUGGUUGUUGCCGGCCUUGCUCUAUACAGAUCAUCGACCUCGUUGAGAACACUCAGCUGUGUUCCGUUCAGUUGCCAGAUGCUCGCAGUGUGUGCUCAGUGCUGGCUAAUACCAGUGCUAGCGAGAUUUACGUCACUGAAUGGCGAGUGAAUCACACUUAUAUGACUCAGUUUUUUAUACACUAUUAUGAUGGAGAUUCUGAAGAGGUUUCUCCUGAGCUUGUCGAAAGUCCUUGUCAAGUUGACGACUAA
Molecule: messenger RNA, 1092 nt
Organism: Perkinsus marinus ATCC 50983
Lineage: Eukaryota; Perkinsozoa; Perkinsida; Perkinsidae
Exons: 1
Coding region: 1-1092 (363 amino acids)
Source: RefSeq, a predicted model, not a curated record